Molecule: messenger RNA, 729 nt
Organism: Arachis duranensis
Lineage: Eukaryota; Viridiplantae; Streptophyta; Magnoliopsida; Fabales; Fabaceae
Exons: 2
Coding region: 1-729 (242 amino acids)
Source: RefSeq, a predicted model, not a curated record
AUGGGGAAUGCUUUAAAGGCUAUAUGGGGAAACUCGAAAGGAUUUAGCGUGAGUGACAAAGGGGAUAAUUCCUUCCAAUUCUUUUUUAAUAAAGAAGUGGAUGUCUUGCGUGUUGAACGUGGUUCUCCAUGGCUAUUCAAAGAUUAUGUGCUCCAUGUCAAGAGAUGGAAGGAAGAUCAGAACUGUGAUGAAGAGAUUAUUUUCAAUUUUUCAGUUUGGGUUCAAUUUUGGGGUUUGCUAGAAUCGUUUAAAACCCUCAAAGUUGGACGUAAAUUGGGAGAGAAACUGGGCACAGUGUUGGAAGUAGGUAAAUUUCAGAUGCAAGGCAGAGAAACUAGGAUUGUAAAGGCCAAAAUCAAUAUUGAUGCUGCCAGGCAAGUGAGAGAUCAGUUAAUAGUGGUAGGACCAAAUAAAAAGGAGGUAGAAGUGGCACUGCGCUAUGAGAGACUUGGAAAGUUCUGUACCUAUUGCGCAAAAUUGAGGCACAAUGUGAAAAACUACCACGAUCUGCUGAAGGACACAGAGAGUGAUAUGGUAAAGGAGAAUGACAUUGGGAUGUCAAUGCAAGAAGGGAAACAAAAUUUGAAACCACAAGACACUGGUAACAGGGCAGCACCUGAGUCACCUCAAUCAGCCACUUCUAGAACAGAAUGCAUGGAGGUUAUCAUAGCUGGUCAGUCCAAUACCAAGGAGGAUGAAGGGCAGCUUAUGCAAUUUGUUAUUGGGUAA